ACUCGAUACAUCAGGACCUGAAUAUCAUUGGCCUUUAAAUGUGAAGGAGAAAUAUUUGUCUGUUCUGUCUGUGGAAAAAGAUUUCAAACAUCAGUGUGACUGGAAAAGCACUUGAGACACACACACCCGAGUGAGAGUGUUCCAGUGCACAACUGUGGAAAGAGCUUUAACCAGUUGGCCUGAGAAAGCAUCGCAUUGUUCACAGUGGGAGGAACAGUACAUGUGUUGUGUGUAUGGAUGAGGCUUCAACUAAUCAUCCAACCGGAAGAGACACAUGGACACGGGGACCAUGGAGAAACCAUGGAAAUGUGAGGACUGUGGGAAAGGAUUCAAUUAUCCAUCCCUUCAGGAAAUCCAUCGAUGCAGCCACAUUGGGGCCGGCGCCAUGGAGAAACUGUGGAAAUGUGAGGACGUGGUAAAGGAUUCUAUUAUCCAGUCACAGCCGUUCAUCUGUUCCGUGUGUGGGAAGGGAUUUACUCGAACAUCCUGCCUCAUGUUACACCAGCAAAUUCACGUUGAAGAGAAGCCAUUCAACUGUACUUCCUGUAGAAAGAGGUUCAGGCAUUCAUCUGCCCUUGUUGAACACCAGCGUGUUCACACUAGGGAGAAGCCAUUCACCUGCUCUGUGUGUGGGAGGGGAUUUGCUCGGUCAUCCACCCUGCUGUCACACCAGCGCAUUCACACUGGGGAGAGGCCGUUUUACUUCACUUGCUGUGGAAUGUGGUUCAGGCGUUCAGCCGACCUCGAUUCACAUAAGCGAGUUCACACCGGGGAGAGGCCGUUCACCUGCUCUGUGUGUGGGAAGGGAUUCACUCAGUCAGCCACCCUGCUGAUACACCAGCGAGCUUACACUGGGGAGAAGCCAUUCAUCUGCACUUCAUGUGGGAAGAGUUUCAGGCUGUCAUCCACCCUCACUGCUCACCAACGCACACACACUGGGGAGAAACCGUUCACCUGUUCCGUGUGUGGGAAGGGAUUCACUCAGUCUGGGAGCCUAUAAUUACACGAACGCACUCACACUGGGGAGAAGCCAUUCACCUGCUCCACGUGUGGGAAGGGAUUCACUCAGUCUGGCAGCCUGCAUUUACAUGAACGCACUCAUACUGGAGAGAAGCCAUUCACCUGCUCCGUUUGUGGGAAGGGAUUCACUCAGCCUGGCAGCCUGCAUUUACAUGAAUGCACACAUACCGAAGAGAAGCCAUUCACCUGAUCCAUGUGAUUCACUCAGCCUGGCAGCCUGCUGAGACACCAAUGAGUUCACAAGUGACUGCAAAGCUUGGAUUCUGCUGUUAUUUACAUCCAGGAUUGACAAUAUCUGGUUUGUUUCUGCUGAUGUUAACAGCAUAUAACUGGCUGGAGCUUAAUACUCUGGAGAUGUCACUGAUUUUUGG
Molecule: messenger RNA, 1391 nt
Organism: Carcharodon carcharias (great white shark)
Lineage: Eukaryota; Metazoa; Chordata; Chondrichthyes; Lamniformes; Lamnidae
Product: zinc finger protein 664-like
Exons: 1
Coding region: 275-1000 (241 amino acids)
Biological process (GO): regulation of transcription by RNA polymerase II
Molecular function (GO): DNA-binding transcription factor activity; RNA polymerase II cis-regulatory region sequence-specific DNA binding
Source: RefSeq, a predicted model, not a curated record